AGAACGCAAAGACACUGUACUUUUUGUUUUGGAUAUUUCAUAGGACGACAGUGUCAGCGGGAGGGAUAGGGAUGGCAAUGGCUGAUUCUCCAAACACCAACGCUGAUUCCGAUCUUGUAGAUACCAAUCAGAAUCCUAACCCUAAUUCUUCAAAUGCGUUAGUUCCUGAGUCUAGCUCUCCUGCUGUUUGCCUCUUCCGCUUCGCAGGCGACUCCGCUGGUGGCGCCUUUAUGGGCUCCAUCUUCGGCUACGGUUCUGGAUUGAUUAAAAAGAAAGGCUUUAAAGGAUCCUUUGUGGAGGCAGGAUCUUAUGCCAAGACAUUUGCAGUCCUGUCCGGAGUGCACAGUUUGGUUGUCUGCUUUUUGAAGAGGUUGCGAGGGAAAGAUGAUGUCAUCAAUGCUGGAGUAGCAGGAUGUUGCACUGGUCUUGCUUUAAGUUUUCCAGGAGCACCUCAGGCACUUCUGCAGAGCUGCCUAACUUUUGGGGCAUUCUCGUUUAUUAUUGAAGGGCUUAACAAGCAGCAACCAGCACUGGCUCAUUCAUUUUCUAUGAGACACAAAUGCAGCUACCGUGGUGCAUCUCAUCCCUUGGCUCUUUUGAGUGACUACCAUAAUGCGCAUCACCCCUUGGCUCUUCCUCUUUCUGUCCCUCUUCCAAAUGAACUUAAAGUGGCCUUCUCUUUUUUCUGCAAGUCCUUGAAGAAACCCAGUAUCAAUUCUCCUACUGCUUCCUGAUAAAAGAUUGGAAGCAUGAUUAAUCAUGUUUGGUUUAACAUUUUGUAGAUUGUUGGUGUGGUGACAUUUUACCAUUUUGUAGAUUUGUAAUUCAGAUUUCAAAACUUACCGGAGCUUGAAUGAUAAAAUGGUUCCUUCUAUUCGUAUGUAUUUUCAUUUUUGGCA
Hevea brasiliensis (rubber tree) is the source of this 899-nucleotide messenger RNA. RefSeq names its product chloroplastic import inner membrane translocase subunit TIM22-2. Bases 72 to 734 code for a protein of 220 amino acids. The record is from RefSeq and is a predicted model, not a curated record. Gene Ontology annotation, biological process: protein insertion into mitochondrial inner membrane; protein targeting to chloroplast. The transcript has 5 exons. Lineage: Eukaryota; Viridiplantae; Streptophyta; Magnoliopsida; Malpighiales; Euphorbiaceae. Gene Ontology annotation, cellular component: chloroplast envelope; TIM22 mitochondrial import inner membrane insertion complex. Gene Ontology annotation, molecular function: transmembrane protein transporter activity.